AUGGCCGAUCUCGAAGCUGUCCUUGCCGAUGUCAGCUAUCUUAUGGCCAUGGAGAAAUCUCGGAGUCAACCGGCUGCAAGAGCAUCGAAGAAAAUUAUUUUGCCAGAUCCUAGCGUAAGGAGUAUAAUGCAAAAAUAUCUGGAGAAGACGGGGGAAAUUAAAUUUGAAAAAAUAUUUAAUCAAAGACUUGGAUUUUUAUUGCUAAAAGAAUUUGUGGAAAGUAUGUAUGAAAAAGCGUGUCCAUUGAUUAAAUUCUACGAAGCGGUAAGUGAUUGUUAA
Enterobius vermicularis (human pinworm) is the source of this 279-nucleotide messenger RNA. The record is from the annotation of a GenBank genome assembly. Lineage: Eukaryota; Metazoa; Nematoda; Chromadorea; Rhabditida; Oxyuridae.